This is a messenger RNA of Neodiprion fabricii, 1302 nucleotides long. RefSeq names its product prostaglandin E synthase 2 (gene Su(P)). The coding region runs from base 52 to 1227 and encodes 391 amino acids. The transcript has 5 exons. Gene Ontology annotation, molecular function: prostaglandin-E synthase activity. The record is from RefSeq and is a predicted model, not a curated record. NCBI's taxonomy places the organism in Eukaryota, Metazoa, Arthropoda, Insecta, Hymenoptera, Diprionidae. Gene Ontology annotation, cellular component: mitochondrion.
GAUGCGCAAGGUCGCCUGGAGUGGGCCGGUAAUUUGUCGUCGUCGCGAGAAAUGUCUGCAAUCUAUAAAGUGUCCCGAUUUCUGCUAAGAAAUCAAUCGCAGAAUAAAAAUGUUCACCAUAAAAUGUACGUCGCCAGACUUUUUCAAACGGCAACGCACCAGGCAAAACCUCCGAGCGUGGUUAAGAUGAGUUUGAUUGGUGCGUCGGUAGGUGUUGUACUCGGUGCAGGUUAUUCUUUCAAUAAAAUUAAUAAGGAUCGAAAAAACAUCGCUAAUGAAGGAACGCAGACUGAAAUUGAGACGCUGAAAUCAAUUCCAGAUAUCAAGCCAUCCAGAAAGGUGAUUUAUCCUGGCGACAACUCUGGACUGAAGCUUACAUUAUUUCAAUACCAAACAUGCCCGUUUUGCUGCAAGGUGCGAGUGUUUUUGGAUUACCAUGGAAUAUCAUACAAUGUUGUUGAAGUGGAUCCAGUUCUAAGAAAUGAAAUUAAAUGGUCGACGUAUAGAAAAGUACCGAUUCUUCUCGCCAAAGUAGAUGGAGGAUAUCAGCCAUUGAUUGAUAGUACCAUGAUAAUAUCCGUUCUUGGAACAAUUUUAGAAGACAAGUAUAAAAAAAUUGAAGACAUUGUCAAGUAUUAUCCAAAAAUGUUUUGCCGAGAUGCAAAAGGAACGUUUAAAGAAGAAAUUGUCAAUAAAUACUUCCUGAUGUAUCAAAACAAUCUGCCAAAGGAAAAGUCUAUGAAUUAUAUCGUAGAGGAACGGAAGUGGCGAAAAUGGGCUGAUGAUGUCCUAGUUCACGUUUUAUCUCCAAACGUUUACAGAACAACAACAGAAGCACGUCAAGCGUUCAACUGGUUUUCCGACGUUGGUAGAUGGGAGGAGUACUUUCCAAUGUGGGAACGCCUGCUCAUGAUCAAUGUGGGAGCCUAUGCAAUGUGGCUGAUAUCGAAAAGGCUCAAAAAAAGACACAGUCUCAAAGAUGACGUUAGGCAGUCACUGUAUGACGAAGUAAACCAUUGGUUGAAUGGCAUUAGUGUUAAAGGAACGCAAUUCAUGGGUGGAUCAGACCCAGAUUUCUCAGACUUAGCUGUCUACGGUAUUUUAAAAAGUAUCGAGGGAUGUGAAGCAUUCAGAGAUUUAUUAGACCACACGAAAGUUGGCGUAUGGUUUAAUGCUAUGCGUGAAAAAAUUGAUUCGAAUCACGGACGACAAUAUGUCAAGUAUUAAAUUGUCAUUAUUAUAAAUUCACAAGUGUAUGUAUUUACUUAUUUGUUAAUUAAUAAAUAUUAAUUAUAGUAUAAA